AUGUCACUUCAACGUGGGCUCCAGGACCGUGGGGAGGAGGAAGGUCCUCCAGACUCUGGAGGCCUUGACGGUAAUGGAGAAGGACCCUCAACGGGUAUGAGAGUGGUGCGUGUCUCCAGUGACGCGCUGUGUGGCUGCAUCAGCGCACGGUUGCAACGCGACAGUUCGCAGAGACAUUUUUUUCCCCCUUUAUUAUCGCACAGUGGGUCUAACGUACGUUCCAGAAUGGAGACUAAACCGGUCAUCACCUGCCUUAAAACCCUCCUCAUCGUAUACUCCUUCGUGUUUUGGAUAACAGGAGCCAUCCUGCUGGCAGUGGGAAUAUGGGGGAAGGUGAUGCUGGGCCCGUACAUCUCUCUGAUAGCCGACAACUCCACCAACUCCCCGUACGUCCUCAUCGGCACCGGGACCGUCAUCAUCGUUUUUGGCCUGUUUGGAUGCUUUGCCACCUGCAGAGGAAGCCCAUGGAUGCUGAAGCUGUAUGCCAUGUUUCUGUCGCUCGUCUUCCUCGCUGAGUUAGUGGCUGGGAUCUCUGGAUUUGUGUUUCGCCAUGAGAUAAAGGGAACCUUUCACAGGACAUACACUGACGCAGUUCUGAAUUACAACGCUGAGGAUGAGGCGAGCCGUGCUGUUGAUUACUUGCAGCACACGCUGCGUUGCUGUGGAGUGUAUAACUACACUAGUUGGUUUGGCAGUGUGUAUUACCCAUCCAACGGCAUUCCUGCCAGCUGCUGCUUUAACUCCUCUGACUGCAAACCAGAAGACCUCCGCAAUGCAACUCUAGCCUUGAACAAGGUCUACCACCAGGGCUGCUAUGAGCUGGUCACUUCAUUCAUGGAGACCAACAUGGCCAUCAUUGCAGGAGUGACAUUUGGGAUUGCCUUCUCACAGCUAAUUGGCAUGUUGCUGGCCUGCUGUCUGUCCAGGAUCAUCACAGCCAAUCAGUAUGAGAUGGUUUAGCUGAUGUGACGUGGCAGGAGAAGAAGAGACAAAGAGCCUUGACACAUGACGAGAGUAAAUUCCCAAAACACUAUCACACGUCUGAAUUGGAAUUGACCUCCCUCCGUCUCUCUCUGCCUGUGAUCUUCAUGUAAUAUCUUAAUGUAUCUUACUGUAAAGCACCAUUCCUCGACUCACUGCUGUUGCAUCAAAGCGUUCUAUACCACACAUCCCACCGCUGCUUGAUGUAGAAGUUGCUCAUUAGCACAUAUCUCGGAUCAAUACAGCCUACAACAAGCAGGUAGACCAGAGUUGUUUGAGUUGACGGCGGUGUUGGUCUCAGAUAGGCGUUUGGGUGAAACUUGGCUUCUCUGUUGGCUGCAGCAUGCUCCACCGUCCAUCAUCAGAAGACCACUGCACAUCUUUGUACAGAAUGACGUUACUAAAGCUUGAAAGUUUUCAAAAAUGUAAUAAAUAGGUUUAGUUUUGCAUUUGACUUUGCUAUUGCUCACCAUUGUAUAUUCCUAUGGUUGUGACAUUUUUUUAACUGAUCUUGUGUACUAAGGUGGAUAGUUUAAGUUUAUAUGAAAAAUAAGGAAACUGACAAAGGAGAGAAAAGGAAGUAUUGUAUUAGUACAUUUUUACCUGUAAACGAGGCACACUAUUUCUUUGACUGGAUAUUUUAUCCCAAAAGCAGAUUAUGUUGUGUACAUUAUGUGUUAAAAUUGUUAAACACCCCCAGUAACUUAAAAUAACGCUCAACUUUGCCCUAAUUUACAGCUCAUACAUAUACUUAGGAUACUUAAUGUGACUUAAUCUCUUUUUGGAGAUUUUUUAUUCCUCAAGAAAAAAAAACAUAAUGUCAGUUGAGACACAAAUCUGUUAAAAUAUAGACUGAAGGCCGGGUCACACCAGAAAGUAAUGUUACAGUAUCUCUGACGCUAAAGACAUGAUAAGUUCAAAUCUUUUAUUAUAAAGACGGAGUUGUACCAUCGGCUCCUGUCUCAUAACCGUUUGCGAGCCCAUUUCGUGGAGAAGUUUAUACUCCGACAGAGAAGGGUAAAUAAAGAUGGAUCAUUCAACACACAGCUAAAAUGCUACAAUAGCUUCAUCUGUGUUGGGACUCACUUGUUCCCCUAAAGGUCAGUUCUGGUAAUACAGCUGUCAAGAUGACUUGUUAUUGGUCAACAGCGCAAAUUAGCUUGUCAAAGCUCAACAAAAUGAAACUCAAUGCAGAUUUACUUUGUCUAAUUUAGAUUUCAUUUAAUAUAAUUCGCCAUUAUUCCACCACAAAAUCCAGGUUCAAAUGCUGGUGUGACCCUGCCAUUUCAGGCUUUAAUCAAGCCUAACACUCAAUACAAACUUUAACUGAAUUUUGCAUGCUUCAAACUACGUAGUUCCUAUGAGGUGUCGUCUAAAGGCAGAAGUGUUUAUAGCUGUUUGGAACGGCCACACUUGAAGGCAAGAUGAAAAACUUAGAAAGGGAUAAGAUGCAGUGAAUCAUACUAAGAGGGACAACAGCUCACACUCUCAAAGGCAUUCAUAAUGUUACACCCAUUGUCAGAUGAAAUUUGACAGAUUCUUCUAUGUGACUAAGUAUGCUGCUUGAUGAUCAAACAAGCAUGUCAUUUGAAGCAUACUGACACCUUAGUAAUGUUUCAGUUAUGGUUUCAGUACUUGUCUUUUUGGUUUAUGUAAAAGUAACUGACUAAAUUAAAAAACAAAAUUUAAGAUUACGUUUUAAAAAGCAACCGCUGAGAAUCUUGUUUUUGUCGAUCUCCAAUGGUUAAAGUUCUCACCUUGUUGCAGUGAUGUACAGGUGUACCUGACAUCACUGUUGGGCGUGGUUACAGGUACAACAAAAACAAGGAUUCUGGGUGUUAAUAACAAGCUUUUCAACCAGAAGGGGUCAGUGAAACACAGAUUUGAGCCUGUUAGGGUGAUAUCAAAUCAUAUCAAUUGUUUUCUCCUGGAAUAUAAUGCCAGCUGGGUGUUGACAGUGACAGAAGUCGACGUGAGAGAUACGCAGGACUCCAACAGUGUUCAUCUAGUAUUUACAGUAUUCUAUGUAGUGCAUCAACAUGCCAUCAUCACCCUCAUCAUCACUUGUAGAUAUUUAUGGGAAAUGUAAUUUAUAUAAUGUAAUGGUUCUCAUUCUAAUAAGCUAAUUGGUAAAAAAUGUUGUGUCACAGUUUUGAUUCUGCACCUUGUGCUGUUAAUCUGUAUUUGUUAUAGUUUAUAGGACUCGCACUGGAAAAAUAAUUGUGGCCAACGUUUUGUUGAGCAUAACAUGCACAUGUAGAUGUUUCAAUUUAGCUGUAUAUUUAUUAUGGUUUGGUUGACAUUAAGUUUACAGUUUUACCAAGUGAUUUUCUCUCUCUCUUUCAGUGAGUGUGUGGGGUUUUGUGUUUUUAUUUGACUGUGUCCCUAACCUUUGUGUGUGUGUGUGUGUGUGUGUGUGUGUGUGUGUGUGUGUGUGUGUGUGUGUGUGUGUGUGUGUGUGUGUGUGUGUGUGUGUGUGUGUGUGUGUGUGUGUGUGUGUGUGUGUGUGUGUGUGAGAGAGAGAGAGCGUCUAGAUUUUGUGGAUCAUGUUGUAUUCAAUUUUGGUCUGUGUUUGGUUGUGGCUUUUCAAACCUUUUUGCUUUUAAAGCUAAACAUUUAUUUAGUGAAUGUAUGUUUUCCAACACUCUGAAACAUAUUUUUUCCUUCCCCAAACUGAUGUUGUCCUGUAAAUACUAAAUUGUAAUACCAUCCUGCUUACACAUGGGGUCACCAGACACUCAAAAAGAAUUGCGCCAUGCUGUCUACUAUUGACUUAGUCACCAUCAGUGGUCUUAUUAUCAAUAAAUAUACAGAAUAACAA
Molecule: messenger RNA, 3802 nt
Organism: Perca fluviatilis (European perch)
Lineage: Eukaryota; Metazoa; Chordata; Actinopteri; Perciformes; Percidae
Gene: tspan7
Product: tetraspanin 7b
Exons: 9
Coding region: 1-960 (319 amino acids)
Cellular component (GO): membrane
Source: RefSeq, a predicted model, not a curated record